This is a messenger RNA of Histoplasma mississippiense, 294 nucleotides long. RefSeq lists its product with no specific name. Gene Ontology annotation, cellular component: MICOS complex; mitochondrion; mitochondrial inner membrane. Lineage: Eukaryota; Fungi; Ascomycota; Eurotiomycetes; Onygenales; Ajellomycetaceae. Bases 1 to 294 code for a protein of 97 amino acids. The transcript has 3 exons. The record is from RefSeq and is a predicted model, not a curated record.
AUGGCAGAUUCCAACGAAACUCGGUCGGUGGUGCCCCGAUCAACCAAGCCGCUCAGCGAAGCGUUGUUGAACGAUAAGUGGGACCGUGCCAUAUCCUCCAUGAUAAUCCGUUCCUCACUCGGUCUGUCGUUCGGUGUUAUUUUUUCAGUCCUCUUAUUCAAACGAAGAGCAUGGCCAGCAUUCGUCGGGCUAGGUUUCGGUGCCGGACGAGCAUGGGAAGAAGCAGAUGCAUCAUUCCGGCGAGGGGACCAACAGUUGUAUAAUACGCAUGCGUUCCGUCAAACAAAAUCGUAA